Messenger RNA from Panicum virgatum (switchgrass), 1364 nucleotides. RefSeq names its product SNF1-related protein kinase catalytic subunit alpha KIN11-like. Gene Ontology annotation, biological process: protein phosphorylation; intracellular signal transduction. The transcript has a single exon. The record is from RefSeq and is a predicted model, not a curated record. Gene Ontology annotation, molecular function: ATP binding; protein serine/threonine kinase activity. The coding region runs from base 1 to 1335 and encodes 444 amino acids. Lineage: Eukaryota; Viridiplantae; Streptophyta; Magnoliopsida; Poales; Poaceae. Gene Ontology annotation, cellular component: cytoplasm.
AUGCUGCAGAGAUCGCAGCAGCAACGAGAGGAGGAGGAGGAGGGCUCAUCGACGCCAGUAGCGACGACACCACCGCCGUCGUCAGUAGGCAAGCGGCCAAGAAGGACGGCGAAGCCGCUGCUGCCGGCGGCGCUUCGUGGGAGGUACGAGCUGCACAGCCUGAGAGGGCAGGGCACGUUCGCGGAGGUCUGGGAGGCCAGGCAUCUCCGCACGGGCCACCAGGUGGCCAUCAAGAUCAUCCUAGCUGCUCCUCAAAGCCAAAUAAGCUUUGAGGUUUUCGUUAUGCGUCUGCUCAGCCUCCGGCAGCCGCAGCAUCCCCACAUCGUCCGCUUCUACGAGUACGAGGCCGUCCGCUCCCGCUCCGGCGACCACACCACCACCUACAUCGUCAUGGAGCUUGCCGAGCAAGGGCAGCUCCACGACCUCGUCGCCGUCCGGGAGCGGCUGCCCGAGGCCCAGGCCCGCACGCUCUUCCAGCAGCUGGUCGCCGGCGUCGCCUACUGCCACCGCAGCAUGGUCGUCCACCGCGACCUCAAGAUGGAGAACGUCCUGCUCGACUCCCGGGGCCACGUCAAGAUCGCCGACUUCGGCUUCAGCAGGCUGUGGGCCCCAGGGAGGCUGCAGGCGGAGAGCUGCGGGAGCCCGCAGUACGCGGCGCCGGAGCUGCUGGACGGCCGCCUCUACGAGGGCCCCGAGGUCGACGUCUGGAGCUGCGGCGUCAUCCUCUACGCCAUGCUCUGCGGCCGCCUGCCCUUCGACGCCGGCACCGACGACAUCUCCGACCUGCGCAGGAACAUCAGGCGCGGCGACUUCCGCCGGCUGCCGUCCUGGGUCUCCGACGAUGCCCGGGACCUCAUCUCCAGCAUGCUCAUCGUCCGCCCGCAGAAGCGAGCCACCAUCACCGAGGUCAGGGCGCACCGAUGGCUUCAGCAGGACAUGCCGCGGUACCUGCAGGCUAUGCUGCCGCCGCCGCCGACGACGGCCACCACCAGUAUUAUUAUUAGUCCCGACGCCCAGGAGUACCAACAACCGCGCGCGGUCGACGACGACGACGCUGCCACCGGCGUGGAGCUGCUACCAGUCACGCGCCACGGGUUCGACGACGAGCGCGGCGGUCGCGUACCACCAGCUGGUCGUCCUCACCGAGCAGCAGCAACAGCUCGCCAUGCCGCCGCCGCCGCCACAGUGGGCGCUGGGAGGAGGCUUGGACGGCGGCGAGCGAUCAGCUCCGAUCCGAUCCUCCACGCGCGAGACGACGACGCGCCACGGCGCUGGGGCAGCUGGGCGUACUAUGCAAUAUCCUCGUCAGCUUCUACCACAGCCACCGCCGCCUGAUGAUUAGGAUCGGAUUCGGAUGCUGGCAU